Messenger RNA from Paramecium octaurelia, 177 nucleotides. The record is from the annotation of a GenBank genome assembly. NCBI's taxonomy places the organism in Eukaryota, Ciliophora, Oligohymenophorea, Peniculida, Parameciidae.
AUGCAAUAGAACUCAUCUUAAACGGCUAUCCAAACAGAGAGCAAGAGCUAUAUCAAGGAGUCCAAAUAUGUAACCAAGAUUGAUGCCAAAUUGGUUGAAAUUCCAGACAAUGACGAAUUCGAGAAAAUCGUGGAAUUUGGCAAGGAACGUGAAUAUGGUCUUUGUAUAAUUUAAUGA